Messenger RNA from Ostreobium quekettii, 1743 nucleotides. The record is from the annotation of a GenBank genome assembly. Lineage: Eukaryota; Viridiplantae; Chlorophyta; Ulvophyceae; Bryopsidales; Ostreobiaceae.
AUGGCGUCGCCCACCCGGGGAGCCGUGAGGCGCCUGAACGAGGGGAACUGCUGUGGACCGGUCAACCUACAGAUCACCUCCCUGUCCAAGAGUGGCGACGGCAAAUACGCGCACACGUGCACAGACGGACUGGAGAGCAUAUGCGGGGUGCUUGCCACGCAGUUGUCGCCGCUGGCGGAUGCAGGCAGUCUCAUUUGCAUGAAAUCCUAUGUUGCAAACAAGAUAGAAGGCGUGAUGAAGCUCAUCAUCACUGAGCUUGAAGUGCUGUCCAAGAGCUGGAAGGUGGAGGAGCAGCUGGAGGUCAAAACAGCAGUCGACGACCCGAUGUCCGGCGUUGAGGAGUCGUCUCCUCCCGAAUCGUCUGGCAAUGGGGACCGCCCAGCUCUUAGCCCCAUCCAGGCCCUGAAUCCCUACAGCACCCAGUGGAGCAUUCGUGCCAAGGUGCAGCACAAGUGGCCAAAGAACAGUUUCGUUCCACGUGGCCAGUCAAGCCCUGUUAGCGUCUUUAAUGUGGAGCUGAUCGAUGACCAGGGCACACAAGUAGAGGGUUCAUUCUGGAGGGAAAUGGCUGACAAGUACUACGACAACUUGGAGGAAGGCAAGGUGUACUACUUUAGCAAGUUCACUGUGAAACCUGCAAACAAGAAUUACGCCACAGUGAACAACGACUACAGCCUCAACUUCGGGCCCAGGUCGGAGGUUGUCCUGUGCGAAGAUCAGGACACAACAAACAUGAAAGAGCAGCUCCAGGCAACCCGGAUUUCGGAGCUUCCGAAGUAUCUGAAUCGGAAGGUGCCUGUCACUGUGAUGGGGGUGGUGACCAGCGUGGGUGCCAUCGGGACAGUGAAGCGCAAGGCGGACAGCAGCGAAGUGGUGCGGAGGGACAUUACAAUUGUGGACCAGAGCCUCCGGAGCGUGGAUGUGACGUGCUGGGGCAAGCUGGCCGACGACAACGUCCGCGCCAUCGAGGCCCUGAUGGGGCAGGCCCCCGUCGCGGUCGUCAGCUCCUGCCGCGUCACCACGUUCAGCGGCCUGGCGCUCACCACCCUGUCGCGCAGCUCCGUGUCCAUUAACCCGGACAGCAAGGAGGCGCGGGAGCUGAAGGAUUGGUACCAGAGGGAAGGCAGCGGACAGCCCGUGGUGCCCAUCGGAGAGGGCCUUGAGGGCGUCAAAGCCGGGGCCGGGUCCGGGGGCAGCUCCGAGCGGAGGCUUCUCCGCGACUUCCAUCCCUCUUCUGACAACCUUCCCUCCCCCGACGCCAAGCCCGAGUACUGCACCACAAGCGCCACGGUGGUGCACAUCAACCCCGACCAGAACCUGUACUACCUCGCCAACCCGGAGAACAACAGGAAGGUCGUGGAGCAGGGCGGCAGGUACUACUGUGAGUUCGACCAGAAGUACUGCGACCGGGCGGUGCAGCGGUACGUGAUGCUGAUGAAGGUCAGCGACCAGAGCGGGGAGUGCUUCCUUAACGCCUUCAACGAUCAGGCCGAGCAGAUCAUAGGCGUUCCCGCGGAGGAGAUGGCCAAGCUGCGCACCAGCGAACCCUCGCGGUUCAACGCCCUCCUCAAGCGAGCACAGUGGCAGGAGCUGGUCGUCCGCGUGUGCAGCCGGGCGCGCGAGCUGCCGCAGGGAGACGUCAGGAUGAGACACACGGUUCAGAACCUGGUGCCCCUGGACUUCGCCGCGGAGUGUCGAUUAAUGCUGCAAGGCAUCCAUAAGCGCAUGGCGGCCAAGGCGUAG